Messenger RNA from Trachemys scripta elegans, 3503 nucleotides. Its product is annotated as zinc finger protein OZF-like. NCBI's taxonomy places the organism in Eukaryota, Metazoa, Chordata, Testudines, Emydidae. The transcript is spliced from 3 exons. Gene Ontology annotation, biological process: regulation of DNA-templated transcription. The coding region runs from base 18 to 1592 and encodes 524 amino acids. The record is from RefSeq and is a predicted model, not a curated record.
CUCUCUACAGGGACGUCAUGCAGGAGAACUACGAGAUGGUAACAUCGCUGGGAUUCCCCCUUCCCAAACCUGACCUGAUCACCCGGCUAGAACGAGGGGAAGAGCCGUGGGUGCCUGAUCUCCAGGCCUGUGAGGAAAGAGAGAUCCCGAGAGGUGCCUGCACAGGCACAAUGACUCCUGUCUGGAUUGUCUUUCACCCAGCAGGGGAAGUGGAACCAGAAGGGGCCUUUGUGGGAAGAGCUGCAAGGAAUUUUUCCCAGUGCUUAGAACAAGGAGAUGACUUGGGAAAUUGGCAGAGGUCAGAGAGGCUUCUGGGAAACCACUCAAGGGAGCAAAUGGAUGAAUCUGUUAUAUGUGGGGAAGGAUACAGGGAUCCCACAGCCUGGCAGACAACCCCCAAGGAAGACAAAUGCUAUGAAUACCUUGGUUUUGGGAAAGGAUUCAUUCUGAGACCACAGUUCGUUACGCUUCAGGCAAUAAAUAAUGGAGAGAAACCACUUCAGUGCUUAGACCGUGGGGAAAACUUCAAUAACCUCUCAGAUCUUAAUAACCAUGGAAGAAGCCACACGGGAGAGAAAUCCUAUCAAUGCUUUGAGGACAGGAACUAUUUGAAUUGGAAGUCAGUACUGACUACACAUCAGAUAAGCCACAUAGGAGAGAGACCCCAUAAGUGCUUAGACUGUGGGAAAAGUUUCAUACGGAGGUCAGCCCUUGUUUCACAUCUGGCAAUCCACACAGGAGAGAGACCCCAUAAGUGCUUAGACUGUGGGAAAAGUUUCAUACGGAGGUCAGACAUUGUCAGACAUCAGGCUAUCCACACUGCAGAGAAACCCCAUAAGUGUUUGGAUUGUGGAAAAACUUUUAUAUGGAAGUCAGGCCUUGCUAAACAUCAGGCAAUCCACAUAGGAGAUUGUUCCCAUAAGUGUUUGGAUUGUGGGAGAAGUUUCACAAACAAAUCAAAUUUUAUAAUACAUCAGAGGAUCCAUACAGGAGAGAGACCCCAUCAGUGCUCAGACUGUGGAAAAAGUUUCAUACAGAGGUCAGACCUUGUUAGACAUCAGGCAAUCCACACAGGAGAGAGACCCCAUAAGUGCUUAGACUGUGGAAAAAGUUUUAUAUGGAGGUCAGCCCUUGUUUCACAUCGGAGAAUCCACACAGGAGAGAGACCCCACAAGUGCUUAGACUGUGGGAAAAGUUUCAUACAGAGGUCAGCCCUACUUGAUCAUCAGGCAAUCCACACUGGAAAGAGACCCCAUAAGUGCUUGGACUGUGGGAAAAGUUUCAUACAGAGGUCAAAUUUUGUUGAACAUCAAGCAGUCCACACUGGAGAGAGACCGCAUAAGUGCUUGGACUGUGGAAAAAGUUUCACACGCAGAUCAAAUUUUAUAACACAUCAGAGGAUCCAUACAGGAGAGAGACCCCAUCAGUGCUCAGACUGUGGGAAAAGGUUCAUAGAGAGGUCAGCCCUUGCUGUACAUCAUAGAAUCCACACAGGAGAGAGACCUCAUCAGUGCUCAGACUGCGGAAAAUGUUUCAUACAGAGGUCAACCCUUCUUAAACAUCAGGCAAUCCAUACAAGAGGGAGACCUUAAGUGCUUGGACUCUGGGAAAGGUUUCAGACACAGAUCAGCCCUUCUAAACAUCUGGCAAAACACACAUAGUGCUUAGACUAUGGAAAAACAUUUCAAAUAGAUGUCCGAUCUUGUUUUACAUCAGAGAAUACACCCAGGGGAGAGACCCCAUAACUGCUUAGCCUGUGGAAAGAGUUUUAUAUGGAGGUCAGACCUUGUUAGCCAUCCAGCAAUCCACAGAGGAGAGAGACCCCAUAAGUGCUUAGACUUUGGGAACCAUUUCAUAAACCAAUCAGUCCUCCUUUUACAUGAGAAAAUCCACAGAAGAGCAAGACUCCAUAAGUACUUGGACUGUGGCAAAAGUUGCACAAUAAGAUCACACCUCAUUAAACACUAACGAAUUCACACACUAUCCAACUUCUGUGACACCUUGGUGCACCUCUAGAAAUAGAACUAGCAGAGUUUUGUUUGAGGGAGAAGACAAUAUGCCACGUUUACUGUGAACACAGAGAAUUCUUAAUAGGAGUAAAAGAUAAGUAAUUCAGUUUCUAUUCCUAGCUAAGAUUGUUCACCACAUACACACACACACACAGUUCUACAGAUGGAAUAUAACUACCAGCCUCAGUUGCUCUUACUAGUCCACUGGCCAGGAGGUCUAGUCACGAGGAGGGGAGCCGAGUCCUGUCGGUGUGCACCGAUGCUCCUGGAGGAUGAUCGUAGAACGGGAAGAAGAACUGAACCCUAUGGUUUUGCACCCAUCUUUUUAUAUGUUUCUAUCCAUAGAUCCUGUCCUGUCCCACUGCUCCUAGACACUGUAUGACCAUGAGUCAUCAGUUAAUGGCAGAUGUGACUUUGAUCUUUUUCUUGAUGGGGCUUUUGUUUUUCUUUCUCUUGGGUGGGUUCUUUUGCAAGUUUCACCCAUAUUGUUCUUCAGCCAUCAGGGUAGUGCUGGCAGUUGCUCUUUCAGAUGUGCUGGCAUCAGGGACUGAUCCCAUCACACACCCACAUUCACACUUUUAAAUGAAACAGACACACCUAACAUUAAACAGAGUUUCAGUUACAAUAUGGUGUUGCUUUAAUUAUAAUGUAUCAGUGGUUUAAGAUGGCGGUUUUAGUUACAAUAUGAAGACACUUUAGUUACAAUGUAUUAAAAAGAAAAGAGUUAUAGUAACAGAUUCUUCCAAAGCAAUUCUUAGUAAGCUACUAACACAUAAUUUGUCCAAAGGUGAUUAACACUGUUUCAUUUAUAAAAAGACAAUUUCAUUAUUAAUAAAAGGUGGUUUCAUUACAGUAAUUUCAUUGCAAGUAUACAGAGCCAUAUUAUAUAGGUAUAAUUUAUUUAAAGGGUGAUUUCAUUCUUCAGCCCUACAACCUGGCCCAAAAAAGUUAAGAAACUUGCAGGCUAUUUGACCCAGAGUCAACCUUUAGAGAUAUGUUAGAAAAGUGUUUAAAUGGUAUUUGGGGUCAUUCCAAGUAAUAGAUAGUAGAACUUUGAAAUGUAAACAUGUAUUGUUAAAAACAUGGAAGAAGAUAGUGCUGUUGAUUAAUCACGAUUAACUCAAAAAAAUUAAUUGUGGGUAGAAAAAUUAAUCUCGAUGGAUCACAUUGUUAAAUAAUAGAAUACCAAUUGAAAUUUGAUAAAUGUUUUUGGAUGUUUUUCUACAUUUUCAUAUAUAUUGAUUUCUAUGACAACUAAGAAUAGAAAGUCCACAGUGCUCACUUUAUAUUAUUUCUGAUCACAAAUAUUAGUACUGUAAACAUGAAAAGCAAAAAUAGUAUUUUUCAAUUUGCUGUAGUGCAAUCUCUUUAUCAUGAAAGUGUAACUUAGAAACAUAGAUUAUUUUUGUUAUAUAAGUGCACUCAAAAAUAAAGCAAUUAAAACUUUAGAGUCUAGAAGUCCACUUAGUGCUACUUCUUUUUCUGCCAAUUGCU